Molecule: messenger RNA, 1131 nt
Organism: Pseudomassariella vexata
Lineage: Eukaryota; Fungi; Ascomycota; Sordariomycetes; Amphisphaeriales; Pseudomassariaceae
Product: alpha/beta hydrolase fold-3 domain-containing protein
Exons: 1
Coding region: 1-1131 (376 amino acids)
Molecular function (GO): hydrolase activity
Source: RefSeq, a predicted model, not a curated record
AUGGCUUCAACCUCCAGAAGACGACUGAUCUCAUACCAGCCAUUGAGCUUCCUCUACAAGCUAUUCCACAUCUGCUCCGUCAUUGCGAGAAUUCCGUCAUGGCUGCUGCAAUAUGCCCUUUUCCGGCCUCACCCAAAAUGGACUCUCCGCCAGAGCCUCCUGGUCCGGAUCCUUCACGAGCUGGUGUACAUGGACAGUAUGACGGAAACGGCACAACCGCUUUCUCUGCAUCCCGGAAAAGAAAAGAACAGGUUCCUGGUGAUAGAGCCAGCCUCGGCAGCCUUCUACAAAGGGCCACUGGAAGUUGAAGGCAUACACCCCGCCGCUGUCGGCACAACCUGGUACCCACGCACCGACCUCCACCCGCGCGAUCGCUACUCCAUCACGUCCGUGAUCCUCCACCUCCACGGCGGGGCUUUCAUCCAAGGCGACGGGCGAACCUCGCAACUCUCUUUCCUGGCCUCCACGCUACUCGUUCAUGCCGACGUGUCCUGCAUCUUCGCCCCGCAGUACCGGCUUUCCUGCCGUCCGGGAAGCCACCCGUUUCCCGCUGCGCUCCAGGAUGCGCUGACGAGCUACCUGUAUUUGAUCCACGACCUCGGCAUUCCCGCGUCCCACAUCACCCUGUCCGGCGACAGCGCAGGUGGUAACCUCGCCAUCGCCCUCGUGCGCUAUCUCACUUUCUUCGGCGCCGAACUGUCUAUUCCUCUCCCCGACAACGUGGUCCUCCUCUCCCCCUGGGUCUCCCUCGUAAACAGCCUCGCUUCCGAUGCCCGACAACAGCUCAACCCCCACUUCAAAACCGAUAUCCUGCCCCCUUCUUUCGUCCGCUGGGGCGCCGAGGCCUAUUCCCGCCUCGUCCCGGCUUCGGAUCCGUAUAUUUCCUCGCUAGGCCACCCCUUCGCUACUUCUGUGCCUAUCUUCGUCAACUUCGGUUCUGCAGAAUUGCUGCAGGUUGAUGGCAAGCGCUGGGUCGAGGAGAUGAGGGGCGUGCAGGGGGGUGAGGUAGUGAUUGAGUAUGAGGAGGCCGCGCCUCAUGAUACUUUGCUAGUGGGGGAUAUGAUAGACUGGAAGCACAGCGCUGAAGGGGUGGCUGCCAAGAUUGGGGUGUUUAUUCGGGUUGCAAGAUAG